CGCUAUCGGGUUCACCCUCCAGUAGCUAGCCACAGGGAAGAACUCAGCAUGGCUGCCUCGUCCUCCCUCACCGCUCAGCUCAAGCAGCUCGCGGGGGCUCAUGUCCCCGGCUCCUCAAAGGGAAGGGCCUCAUUGCUGUUCUCGGCGAAACAGGCCGCCGAUAUUGACUCCGACAGCUUGUUCGACAUCGGUCGGGCUGCGUUGACUGACUUGUGCACACACAACUUGGCCUUUGGAGAGUUUGAAAAGUCUCUAUUUUCCGAGGCGUUCAAGAAUUUGGAUAGGAGUUUGCAGACAAAAGAGGAGAACGUUCUCAUCGACAACACCAUCGCAAAGUUCUUGCGUCUGCUGUCGCCUCACUUCUUACUCCAAAGCUCAUUCAAAGCACUCGAAUGGCUUAUCCGGCGCUUCCGGGUCAACGAACUCAACGUCGACCACAUGAUGGAAUGUAUACUGCCGUACCACGAAACGAAACAGUUCGUGCAGGUCGUUGCGAUCUUGGGGCUCGAAGAUACAUCCCGAUGGGCUUUCCUCAAGGGCAUCCAAAAGUCGAAGGUCCCUCUGGAUCGAGUUACCCUCGUUCAACGCCUGAAGAACGACAAAUCAAUCUUGCAAUUCAUUUGCGAUAUGGCUGCAACCUCACAAACGAACAACAUCGUCAAUAGGACACUCUGGACCUUCUUCGCUUGCACCCUCAUCCAAUACGUGCAAUCCCUGACUGUGGUCAGCGAUGAGAGCAUCCGCGUCUUGUUUGCGCCACUCCUCACGUUGUUGACGGUAGCAAAUCCGCAGUUCGCGGACUUGCUUGUGACAUCUCAAAUGGUCUUCACGCAAAUCGCCAGUCGAACUCCUCUCAAUCCCGAGAUUGUAAUUGCGAUUGUUCAGAACACCGUCUCUGGCUUGAACCCCGGGAAUCUGCAUAAUGCUCUGAUUUUCUUGUUGACGAUAUACCGAUCACAGAACCUCGAGACGUUCCCCACCGCGUCUCUGGAGAAGCUCUUGGCACAGCCUCAGGCAGCAAAUGUCGUAGCCCAGUUGAAUGCGACGUAUGAAGCGGAUGCAUUGCUUCGUGCGAUCCUGACCACUGCCGUACAGCACCUCGCAAUAACGGAGCAAAAUGGGGCGAAGGUGGAACACUUUGUCAGCGUACUCAUUAAAAAAGGGAACCCUACAUUCGGUCUCUUGAAGAGUUUCGUAGCUACGACCUUCGACGUAUAUCUGGAAGGGAAGGCGAAGCAAAGGAUUGUGGGUGGAGGAGCGCGCUUGAGAAACGUACUCAAUAUGCUCCAGAACUCGCAUCCGGGACUCGUUGAUAACGCCCUGGAGCACAAACUCCAGGAUGCCGGGAUUGCUGGCAACAAAGCUCAACGGGAGAUUCUCUACGACUUUGUUUCUACCUCUUUCAAAGGUACUGCUGGUGAGGUUCUGAAGGACUCCAGCACAACAUUAUAUCUCAGCUUGCAACACGUGGAUGUCGGUAUUAGAGUACUCGCUUUGGAGAAGCUCGGCCAGCUGAUCGCAGCUGGCGAUGCGAAGAGCUUCGGCGACCUGGAGCACAUCAUCCUGACCCGCCUGCAAGAUAAUGACGACGUCAUCGUCAAGGCCGUUUUCGCACUCCCGAACCUCACUUCUCUCGUGAAACCCACUAACCUGACCCGAGCAAUGCAAAUGGUCCUCCGAUCCGAAUCGGUGGGCGCAAAGAAUAAGAUCCGCGCUUUUGAUCUAUGCGCUCAGCUCCUGGAAGCGUCCCCGAACGCGUCGGCGGACACUAAGGUCGAUCUCCUUCCCUUCUUUUCCCUGACGAAUGGGAACAGGAAAGUUGUGAAACAUGCUUUCGCGGCUGGCCAGAAAACGGCUCUGGGCAGCCUUGUGGCUGGAUUGGAGACACUCGCGGACAAAAUCGAAGUCAGUGAGGGCAAAGCUGCGAAGGGGAAGAAGACGGGGUCUGUCAAGGAAGUUGCUGCUAGUGCGUUGGAAAUCUUGGCCCGCAAUGCGGUCAAGGCCGGUGUGCCGGCAACCGAGUUGUACGUUAAGGGUUUGGCUUCUGACAGCCAGAUCGGACGCACCCUUAGCGCCUUGGUCCUCGUCCGCUCGCUUGGGUUGAGGACGCCGUCGGAGCGUCUUGUGCUUGCGGCGCAAAUCAUUCCUGCUCUGUUCGACAAACUUACUACCUUUGAGCUGAAUGAUGAGUCACCGGCGGAUGUGACCUGUGCAUCUCGAACUGGAGUCCCGUCGGAUGCGGCUUGGACCUCUAUUAUCUCCCUAUCGCAAGCCGAAUCUGCCUCUGGCGCGUUCGAUGCGGUCAUCCUCAUGGACGCUGUGCAGAACACCAUCGCGCUUUCUGUGAAACCGACCGACGCCAGCGUUUCCUGGUUCGGCGCUUCAACCGCGGACACCGCGUCAUACGAAAGCUUUGUCGUCAUGCUCUUCGAGCGAAUCAUGGCCCUCAACUCAACGCAAGCCCGCGAAACUCUCCUGUUGAGCGUUAUCGAACAUCAUCUCCGCAUGAACGUCGUUGAUUUCUGUGCCGCCUUCGCAAGCCGUCAAGACUUCUCUGCCCCAUCGAGAGCUGCUGCCUGGACUGUAGCUGCAGCCUACCUGAAAAUCACCGCAGACGACUCUGUGCUGAUGAAGUACGACUAUCAGCUCGUCGUCCCAUGUCUCCUCGCUGCUCUCGUGGACGAGAACGCCUCUGUCCGACAGGCUGCCUUGAACUGUUUGCAAUCCAUCAAGCUGAACUACACGAAAUGUCUCGGAGAAAGUAAGAGCAAGGGCAAGGGGCACAAGAAGCCGAAUGUGCAGAUCUUUUCCUACGACCAGUUUUACGGCAAGUCGACCGAGUCAGUGCAGUACUUGACCACGGAUGCUGCGGCUAGCUUUGUUGCGACCUUGUUGGAAGGCGCGGAAGAGCUCUCGACGGAUGCCAGUUUCUUGGACCGGUACAUCCUUGCGCCGUUGACUGCAAAAGGGUCCAGCAAGAGCGGUGCGCACUACAAGGAGGAUCUCUUGUCCUUCCUUCUUACGAACGUGCUCGCCAUGCCCAUCACUUCAGCGAAAAUCGCGUUGUUGAAGAUUUUAGAGAGCGUCGACUCCCCUCUCAAGAUCAAAACCCUCCUACCCGCGUUGGAAACCACAGUCAAGACGCUCCGUGACUCGACCACCACCAGGACGGAUAUGGAGGAAGCUGCGCGGUUGAUGGCUAUACUGGUGAAAUGCUUCACCCCGGGGACCAUGGCGAACCUGUUCAAGCAGAAAAGCGACAAAUGGACCCGCGCGUUCUGCCAGCUGCUCGAUUCUCGCGAAGUCGGUGCCGUCGCAGUGGCUGACUACCCAUCUGUGUCGUUGCUGGCUCUUGAGCAGGUCCACCAGGCUGCGUUUGGCUUUAUCCCCGUCGAUCGCCAGAACGAGAUUUUCUCUGCUGUUGUGAAGUUGGCUUACGACGGUGACAGCGAUACCGUCCAGCAAGCAAAGGAGGUGCUCAGGAGAGUCGAUAUCACCUGGGAACUUGUCGCUGCUCAGUUUGCGACGUGCCAGAAAGCCCUCAAGGCCACUGAAGGCCGCCCGGCGAAGAAGGGCAAGACCGGAGUCGCCGAGACGACGGACACGUUCUACCGCUUGAGCGCGCUGCUGGAGACCCUGGAAUACAAGCAGAACGUGGCAGAGAAGCACAAGCUCGUCGGACCGCUUUUCGAGCUCUUAAGCUGCAUCCUCAACGCCGAGAUCUCCAACAUCCCCGGUUCCGUCGAAUACGUCAAGCAGCUUAUUUUCUCUGUUGCUCUCUCGCUAUUCCAAGCUGUUAAGGAGCACGGACUCUACGUGGACGAAACAUCCCUCCGCGUCGACUUGAUUGUCCAGUGUAUUCGUGUCACCGAUAACCCGCAAACCCACAACGCCUGCCUGCUCCUCAUGGCGGCCAUCGCGACCGUCUACCCUGAGAGCGUGCUGCUCAGCAUCAUGCCCGUGUUCACCUUCAUGGGCGCCAAUGUCCUUCGACAGGACGAUAACUAUAGUUUCCACGUUAUUCAGCAGGCUUUGACUACCAUUAUCCCGGCUUUGGUUGCCAAGUACCAUGUGGACAACAAGGACAACAAGCAGCAGAUGUUGCACGAGGUCAAGCCUAUUGUCGGCGUCUUUGUCGAUGCGCUUGUGCAUAUCCCCAAACACCGCCGCUUAAGACUGUUCACGGUGCUCAUCUCGACCUUGGGCCCGGACGCGUUCUUGGAUAUGGUCAUCCUACUGCUGCUUGCCAAGCAUUCUAGCAAGAACAAACUUCCUGCCCACGGCACUGAGGGCCUUGUGGAGUUCAUUUUGUCGCUCAUUGUGCAGUUCUCGGUCACGACCCAGCUUACCGCCCUGACCUCGAUGAUCCAGACUGUCUCCGGUCUGCCGUUCGAUCAGAGCGAAGUGGAUGGCAGCGACUCGCGGAUGGCGGUCGAUCACGUCGGCAUCAUCGACCCCAGCGCGCAUUCGGCCAAAGAGUUGCGACAGCUCAAACUUUCCACCGUCGACUUCGCCAACCGCCUCCUCGGCAACAAGCAGUUCAUCACCAAAGCGCUUACUGUGCCGGACGCGGAGAUCGAGGCGUAUCUCUUGGACCUCAUCGAAGCCAACCUUUUGUUCAUCACGACGAUCAACGCACACCAGGCUUUUAAUGGGAAGAACGCCAGCUCGGCCAGUGGAAAGUUUGCUGUGACAUUGAACAACGUCCUGUAUGACGUUCUCGGCAAAGCCAACGGGUUACUCUCUGUGCCCGCGUUCCUGAGCGUCGUGUCGAAAUUGAUGAAGCACGACAGCCACUCCAUCCGACGCAAGGCCAUCAACUUGCUCGACAGCAAGGUUACGGCCAUCGCGGACGAUAUUGACGAGAGUCUUUUGCCUGAGUUUACACGCAUCGCGGAAGACCUGCGCGUCAUCGUCGUGGAUGCCGACGAGAGCGGGGACGCGUUGGAGGAUAAGCAGACUGCGCUGUUGUGCUUGACCACGAUGGCGCGUAUCAUGGCUAGCGACGAUGUGGAGACUUACGUGAAGAUCCUGCAAUCGAUCAUCAGCGAACAUAUUCUCUCCUCCAAGAACUCGCAGAUCGCCGCGUCGGCUAUGGUCUGCCUCACCGCCAUUUGCGUUCAAGUCGGAUCAAAGGUGUUGUCGUUCCUGCCCAAGUUCAUGCCGGCCAUUCUGAAGAACCUGCAGAAUGUUCUAGACUCGCAGGAUGCAGAGGCAAAGCAGCUGAUGGUCCUGGGAUCCCUCGGCUCGCUCGACGCGCUCGUGGACACGGUUCCGCAGUUUGUUAGCCCGUAUGUGUACACGAUCCUGGAGCUGGGAUUCAGGGUUGCGUUGGUAAAUGCCAAGAAUGGCGGCGUCCAGGACCGCGUCUCGGAGAAGAGCAACGAGCUGUUGACUAAUGUUGCGGAGAAGGUCGCGCCUAGGAUCAUGUUGCCCGCCAUCUUCACCUACCUCAAGACCGCACUUCCAGCCGGCCGCCAUUCGAUGCUGGCGCUGUUCGACCUUGUGGGCAAGACCAUCUCGCACAUGUCACGCACCGACCUCACGCAGUAUAGGAUGGAGCUGUUCCGGUUCUUCUUGGUUGCGUUUGACUACCGACGUAUCUACGCUGACACGGUGACUGAAGACGACAUUGAGACAGUGGAGAAUAGCAUCAUCUCUGCGUUCUUACAGCUGGUUAUGAAGCUGAACGAGACGCUGUUCAAGCCGUUGUUCUUGAAAAUGGUCGACUGGGCCACUUCGGAGCUGCUUGUGAAGCAUGGUCUGAGCGAGAAGGACGUCAACGCUCGCCAGCUGUUCUUGUACCGCCUCGUGGACAGCUUGCUGGGCAGGCUCAAGUCCAUCUUUGCCCCGUACUACGCCUACGUCCUCACCAACUCGAUUACCAAACUGGAGGCGUACAAGGAGAGCAAAAAGACCGACGCAUUGUGGAUCAACAUCGUCAGCUCUCUCCACAAAUGCUUCCUGUACGACAGCGACGGGUUCAUCGACGCCGACAAAUUCGAAACCCUCCUCCACCCGCUCGUCGACCAGAUCGACGCGUUGGACGUUAACGCCAAGGACUACAUCCCGCGCGUCACGCGGUACCUCGUGCCUUGUAUUGGCCAGUUGGCGGUGACGGUUGGCAAGGACACUUUGUGGAAGCCGCUUAACCAUCAAGUGCUGAUGAAGACGAGGAGCGAACAUGCCAAUGUGCGGCUGGUUGCACUGAAGGUGCUGCAGGAGCUGUAUACGAGGUUGGGAGAGGAGAUGUUGAUCUUGUUCCCGGAGACGAUUCCUUUCUUGGCUGAGUUGAUGGAAGAUACGGACGAGGAAGUCGAGAAGGCCUGCCAGGAUGUGUGCGCACAGAUCCAACAGUACAUCGGCGAAGAUAUCCAGCAGUAUUUCUCGGCGUAGAUGAAGAGUGAUCUCUCGAUGGGCUCAUCAAUCGAUGCGGGCCCAACGGGCAAGACCCCUCCCAUUUUUGUGUAAUUUAUGUAAACUAGCAUCCUUUCCUAUAUAUUCAGCCCUUCCAAUACUUAUGUAUUUCUCUCAUCAUUGGCAUCAUUUAGCAUUUAGAGUUGUUGGUAGCGACAGGCAUAGCAGGUCUCAAUAACCUUUGGAUUGGUGACGACGGUUUGGAACAGACGCGAAUAUGCUGCGCCGUCAUUUAGAACAACGCGUCACGUCCAGUCGGCGGCGUAAGGAGUUCUCGUCAGUUAUUUCUUUAAAAUUGAAGGUUUUGUUGCGGCCCGUCAAAGGAGCCCUUUUGGUUGUCCGCCGUUGUGAUGAGAUCAGUCCAAGAUGACAGCCUGAUAUCAGGAAGACCUGCAGGGUGCAGAUGUGCAGAUGUGCAGAUACUAGC
This is a messenger RNA of Fimicolochytrium jonesii, 6844 nucleotides long. RefSeq lists its product as uncharacterized. Gene Ontology annotation, biological process: positive regulation of transcription by RNA polymerase I; maturation of SSU-rRNA from tricistronic rRNA transcript (SSU-rRNA, 5.8S rRNA, LSU-rRNA). Gene Ontology annotation, molecular function: snoRNA binding; protein binding. The transcript is spliced from 3 exons. The coding region runs from base 49 to 6396 and encodes 2115 amino acids. Lineage: Eukaryota; Fungi; Chytridiomycota; Chytridiomycetes; Spizellomycetales; Powellomycetaceae. The record is from RefSeq and is a predicted model, not a curated record. Gene Ontology annotation, cellular component: small-subunit processome; 90S preribosome; t-UTP complex.